Elgaria multicarinata webbii is the source of this 4446-nucleotide messenger RNA. It is a transcript of the gene SLC12A4, whose product is annotated as solute carrier family 12 member 4. Gene Ontology annotation, biological process: potassium ion import across plasma membrane; chloride transmembrane transport; chemical synaptic transmission. The record is from RefSeq and is a predicted model, not a curated record. The coding region runs from base 48 to 3341 and encodes 1097 amino acids. Gene Ontology annotation, cellular component: plasma membrane. The transcript has 24 exons. Gene Ontology annotation, molecular function: potassium:chloride symporter activity. NCBI's taxonomy places the organism in Eukaryota, Metazoa, Chordata, Lepidosauria, Squamata, Anguidae.
GGCGGCGGCGGGGCCCCCGGGCCACCCUCCCCCGACGGGCCGAGGCCAUGCCGCACUUCACGGUGGUGCCGGUGGAGGACAAGCACCGCACGGACUACGACAACUUGGAAGGGCUCAGCUGGGUGGAUUACAGCGAGCCCGGCGGCUCCGACGGGGCGUCCCGCCAGCGCGAAGCCUACGAUACGGUCAGCUCCGACGGCCAUGGCAACCACAAAGAAAGCAGUCCUUUCCUUAACAACUCCGACCCCGGCAAAGCAGGAGACUACUAUGAUAGAAACUUGGCCUUGUUUGAGGAGGAACUGGAUAUUCGCCCGAAGGUCUCUUCUCUGCUUGGCAAACUGGUCAGCUACACGAAUCUCACUCAAGGCGCCAAGGAACAUGAGGAAGCGGAAAGUGCUGAGGGCUCAAGAAGGAAAGUAUCCAAAUCACCCAGCAUGGGCACCCUGAUGGGAGUCUACCUGCCAUGCAUGCAGAAUAUCUUUGGGGUUAUUCUCUUCCUUCGACUGACCUGGAUGGUGGGAACAGCUGGCGUUAUACAGUCCUUCCUGAUUGUCUUAAUCUGCUGCUGCUGUACCAUGUUGACAGCUAUAUCAAUGAGCGCCAUUGCGACGAAUGGAGUUGUUCCAGCUGGUGGUUCAUACUUCAUGAUCUCACGAUCGUUGGGCCCUGAAUUUGGUGGAGCAGUGGGUCUGUGUUUUUACUUGGGGACAACAUUUGCAGGUGCCAUGUACAUCCUCGGUGCCAUUGAAAUUCUGCUCACCUACAUCUUUCCCCAAGCCGCCAUUUUCCAUCCAACGGGCGCCCACGACACGUCCAGCACUACGCUGAACAACAUGCGAGUGUACGGGACUUUAUUCCUCACGUUAAUGGCUGUGGUGGUCUUCGUAGGUGUGAAAUACGUCAACAAACUUGCUUCUCUCUUCUUGGCCUGUGUCAUAAUAUCCAUCUUAUCCAUCUACGCUGGGGCGAUCAAAUCCAUCUUUGAGCCACCUGUUUUUCCGGUUUGUAUGCUGGGCAACAGGACUCUUUCGAGGGACCAAUUUGAUAUUUGUGCCAAAACAACCGUUGUUGACAACGUCACCGUGCCCACCAAGCUGACCGAGCACUUCUGCCCAGAUUUCAACACAAGCUCUGCCUUGUGCGACGAGUACUUUCACUUCAAUAAUGUCACCGAAAUUGUAGGGAUUCCUGGAGCUGCAAGUGGAAUUUUGAAAGAUAACAUCUGGAGCAAUUACCUGGAGAAAGGAGAGAUCUUGGAGAAGGCUAAUUGGUCGUCUGCUGACGUGGCUGGGCAUAAGAACAACCUCCACCUCUACGUUUAUGCAGACAUCGCAACAUCCUUCAUGGUGCUUGUUGGCAUCUUCUUCCCUUCAGUGACAGGGAUCAUGGCGGGCUCAAACCGAUCUGGAGAUCUCAAGGAUGCCCAGAAGUCUAUCCCUUUUGGAACCAUCCUUGCUAUUGCCACCACAUCACUAGUCUAUUUCAGCUGCGUGGUCCUGUUUGGAGCUUGCAUUGAAGGCGUCGUCCUGAGAGAUAAAUACGGUGACGCGGUGAACAAGAACCUAGUGGUGGGCACCCUCGCAUGGCCCUCGCCGUGGGUCAUUGUGAUCGGCUCGUUUUUCUCGACUUGUGGGGCAGGAUUGCAGAGCCUCACCGGCGCCCCACGGCUGCUUCAAGCGAUCGCCAAGGACAACAUCAUUCCUUUCUUGUGGGUGUUUGGGCACGGGAAGGCCAAUGGCGAGCCCACGUGGGCUCUUCUGUUAACCGCGCUGAUUGCAGAACUCGGCAUCCUGAUCGCCUCCCUUGACAUGGUGGCCCCGAUCCUUUCUAUGUUUUUCUUGAUGUGCUACCUGUUUGUCAACUUGGCCUGUGCCGUGCAAACACUCCUAAGAACACCAAACUGGCGACCCAGGUUUAAGUACUACCACUGGGCCUUGUCCUUUUUAGGGAUGAGUAUCUGCCUUGCACUGAUGUUCAUCUCCUCCUGGUAUUACGCGUUAGUGGCAAUGGUCAUCGCAGGCAUGAUUUAUAAGUACAUUGAAUAUCAAGGGGCAGAGAAGGAGUGGGGUGAUGGAAUCCGGGGUCUGUCAUUAAGCGCCGCCCGAUACGCUUUGCUGAGACUGGAGGAAGGGCCCCCCCACACCAAGAACUGGAGGCCACAGCUGCUGGUGCUUCUGAAACUGGAUGAAGAUUUGCAUGUGAAAUACCCGCGGCUGCUGACGUUCGCUUCCCAGCUGAAAGCUGGCAAAGGGUUGACCAUCAUCGGGACGGCGAUACAAGGCAACUUUUUGGAGAGUUACGGAGAAGCCCAGGCUGCUGAACAGACCAUCAAGAACAUGAUUGAAAUCGAGAAGGUGAAAGGAUUUUGCCAAGUCGUCGUCGCUAAUAAAGUCCGAGAUGGCAUCGCUCACUUGAUACAGUCGUGCGGAUUGGGGGGCAUGAAACAUAACACUGUGGUGCUGGGCUGGCCGUACGGCUGGAGGCAGAGUGAAGAUCCAAGAGCCUGGAAGACAUUUAUAGACACUGUGCGUUGCACAACUGCAGCCCACCUCGCCUUGCUAGUGCCCAAAAAUGUGUCCUUCUAUCCUGGCAACCACGAGCGUUACAACGAAGGGAACAUCGACAUCUGGUGGAUUGUGCAUGAUGGAGGCAUGUUGAUGCUGCUUCCUUUCCUACUCAGACAGCAUAAAGUUUGGCGAAAGUGCAAAAUGCGAAUUUUCACCGUAGCCCAGAUGGAUGACAACAGCAUCCAAAUGAAGAAAGACUUGGCAACCUUCCUCUACCACCUCCGGAUAGAGGCUGAAGUAGAAGUGGUGGAAAUGCAAAACAGUGACAUUUCGGCGUACACUUAUGAGCGGACUCUGAUGAUGGAGCAGAGAUCCCAGAUGCUGAGGCAGAUGAGAUUGACCAAAACGGAAAGAGAAAGAGAGGCCCAGCUGGUGAAGGACAGACAUUCGAUCAUCAGGUUAGAGAGCCUCUACUCUGAUGAGGAAGACGAGGGGGAAGCCGUGCCAGAAAAGAUCCAGAUGACGUGGACGAAGGACAAGUACGACUCCGAGAAACGGAUCCGGAACAGCGCCAUGGAGAACUUCAGAGAGCUCAUCAGUAUUAAACCCAACCAGUCAAAUGUCCGAAGGAUGCACACUGCUGUGAAACUGAAUGAAGUCAUUGUAAACCGGUCCCACGAUGCCAGACUUGUCCUUCUCAACAUGCCCGGCCCUCCGAAGAACUCUGAUGGAGAUGAGAACUAUAUGGAAUUUCUUGAGGUCCUGACUGAAGGCUUGGAACGAGUGUUACUUGUCAGAGGCGGUGGCCGAGAAGUCAUUACUAUCUACUCUUGAUCCAAAUAGGAGAAGUGCCUGCCACCGCUAACCCCUCUUUGAGAUAAAAGGACAUUCCAGUUUGAGUAUGGCUUUUCUCCUUCUCUGCUUCCACUUCUACAUGAUCUAUCUUCCUUUUGUUCCACAGGUAUACACAAUGCACUGCAGAUUUAAAUGCAAGUUCCAAUGAAUUCUUCCAGCUGCAACAUACAUAUCUGUUUUGAAGUGCGAUGGCAUUACACCAUUCUGCUAGAGAGACGUCUAAUCAUGACGCUAUGAUGCAGCUCUGCUUCUGCUUUCAUACUCCAGCAAAUGUGUGUGUGGUUUUAAUGCUGAACCUUUUUAUUUUUUAGAACACAAAAGGGCAGAAUUUUUUAGUACAGGUAUGUAAUUUUUUAGUAAAGGUAUGAACUUGACUUUUGCAUUAGGAUUUAGGGAACUGCUUUUACAGAGCAGCUAGUUUCUGCUGCUGCUGCUAAUUCUCUGCAUUUUCUAAAUAAAAAGAAAAACACAGAACCAGCAUUUUUUAAAACACACAUUUUUUUGUAGACUGCUCUCUAAAAUGACAAUUUCAGUAUUCGGUCAGAAUUUAUACUUUGAGAUACAAGUUUUAAAUUAUGGGAAUUAUGUAUGUUGAUUAUUACAAUGAUGUACAAGAGACUCAUGGGUCUCUGAUUAAAAUAGACCCUCCUUUCUCCCUUAUUUAUUUUUCUAUUUAUUUGUUAGAAACAGUGGCAGUAAGAAAGCGAACCGCCUAGACUAAUGAUUGUACUCUAUUGCCUGCAGACCAUUUUUACCUUGAACAGACUAUAUAUAUAAUAAAUGCACAACUGUUCUAGUUAGACGAUAGAGGUUUCUUUAAAUUAGAUCAAAAGGUUAUUUCUGUAUAGCUCUGCUCUGUUUCAAGUAGUUGCAGUCUACUGCGGUAUAAAUGUGCAGGUCUUACAUGUCAGCACACUUUAGGGGGUCACGCUGGUUACAGAGUGAGGCGUGUUGUUAGAAAAUACACCUUUUUAGAACCCGGAACCUUAAGGAAUUUUUUUAUCACACCCAUUACGCUGUAUUUACUGUACAGGAGGUCUGUAUUUUUUUCCAAUAAAAUAUUGCAUACACUUAAAUCGGUAUC